Messenger RNA from Cydia fagiglandana, 765 nucleotides. RefSeq names its product hypodermin-B-like. Lineage: Eukaryota; Metazoa; Arthropoda; Insecta; Lepidoptera; Tortricidae. Bases 1 to 765 code for a protein of 254 amino acids. The transcript has 4 exons. Gene Ontology annotation, biological process: proteolysis. Gene Ontology annotation, molecular function: serine-type endopeptidase activity. The record is from RefSeq and is a predicted model, not a curated record.
AUGGCAUUAUUGGCAAUAGGUGUUUGCGUUCUACUAUGCACUUUCAAAUCUGUAAUAGGAGGCCUCGAAGGUUUUAUAGUCGGUGGUGAUUAUGUUGAAUCCAUAACAGAAUACCCUCAUGUCGCUUCUUUGGCGAUAACUGUAUCGGACAACGAUUAUACUAUAUGUGGGUCAUCUAUAUUAAACCAAGUGAUUUUAAUAACUGCCGCGCACUGUUUGGAUAAGUCUCAGGAAGUAAUAGCUUCUGUGGGUAGCGUGAUAGUUGAGCAAGGCGAACUGUAUCGUGUCGUCGAAUUCAGGCUGCAUGAAAAAUGGAAACUGCCCUCUAUCGCUCACGACAUAGCUUUGUGUGGGUUGGAGAAACCACUGUCACUGGGGGAGACAGUACAGCGGGUGCUACUGAUGAGGCAGCCACCGAGAACACAUACAGCUGUCUUGACUGGUUGGGGCGCAUAUGAAGAAAUCGACUACUUAGAAUCAGUUCAGCUCAAACGUUUGAGACAGAAGGUUUGGACAUAUAGCACGUGCAAAAAAAUCGUCAAAACUGCACCCCAUGGCACUAUUUGUGGAGGUGACCUUAAAGAUAAAGGAAAUUUUGCUUCUAGAGGAGACUCAGGCAGUGGUCUCCUAGUUAACAGCAAUAUAAUCAUUGGGCUGGUGUCCUUCAAAAACGUGAAAUUCUCUCGCAGCGUAGUGGUCUAUACGGACGUCGCUUACUACUACGAUUGGAUUGUGAGCGAAUCAAAACGAUUAUUAUGUGAAUAA